Messenger RNA from Microthlaspi erraticum, 468 nucleotides. Lineage: Eukaryota; Viridiplantae; Streptophyta; Magnoliopsida; Brassicales; Brassicaceae. The record is from the annotation of a GenBank genome assembly.
AUGAAAUGGUAUAUACAAGGGUUGGUGUUUGGAUACCUCAGUGCCCCCCAAAGAACUGGGAGGCUAGGUCGUGGUCUGGAGAUGGUAGACGGCCAUCAGGAGCACUCCACUCGACUGUCUGGCAGCUCGAUCGAGCUUGCUCUUCCUCUUCCUCUUCCUCAAAGUGUGUGGCUCCUUGGCCUUGGUGGAGCAUUGGUCAGCUCGACCGAGUUGAGUUUCCUCUGUUUGGACUCGAUCGAGUCCGGUGGUCGAGCUGGAGCGUCUGGCCUUGGAAGUCUUCCUCCUUCUCUGCGUGUUGUCUUCUCCUUCCCUUGGCUCGUAAGAAGAGGCUCUGUGAGGCUCUUGGGCAGGGAGCCUUCUUGGAGUGGUGAGAAGGAUAGGAAAGGGGAAGACCUGAUCCCGCGAUCAAGUUUUUGGCGCCGUUGCCGGGGACCAAUUCGCACCUACAAGUUCUUGCAAGAGAGCUAG